This is a messenger RNA of Electrophorus electricus (electric eel), 4522 nucleotides long. Lineage: Eukaryota; Metazoa; Chordata; Actinopteri; Gymnotiformes; Gymnotidae. The record is from RefSeq and is a predicted model, not a curated record.
UUUGACAUAGUGCGCUAUUUUGAUUCAAGACGCCAGGGUGUCGAGGCGAUGAACUGUGGUCUGAGAAGAAAAUUCCGAGCAAGUCUGUGUUUACAUACACCCAACUUUCAACAUCUUACUGGAAUUCAAAAGAGGAAAGUGCUUUUUAUUCUUGUUCUUGUUGGAGAACACAGUCUUUGUAAAUAUCCUAAUUGUCAACAAUACUGGAUAGUGUUGCUUGAACUAGCAUUACUGCGAUUGCGAUUGCUAACCUAGGUUAACUAGCUUAGCUAGUUAGCUAACGGAUUCUUUCCAAGUUGAGCUCCUGACAAACUGACUUGGUGAUAUAGCACGCUGCUGAAAUGCGCUAGCUAGCCAACUGGCUAUAUUGCUUUUCCAAAUCAGUGAUUGGAUCAAUGAGUCUGAUCAAUGAUGAUUUAUGCGCUAAUAUCGCCGGAGUUACACGAACAACUCCUUGAUCACGAGAACUACCAGAAUCGAACAAAUGGGGUAGAAGGGCUGAAGAACAUUAUUUCAGAGGUGGACUUGAAAACCGUUUCCUCUGACAGUAUUGUGGAAUUAAUCAAUUUUUUACGUAGACUUCUGGAUGAUACAAACUUCAAAGUCUUGUAUGGCACUUUACAGGUUAUCAGCCUCCUGGUUCAAAACCUGGACUACGCUGUGGACAGACAUUAUAAACAGAUUGUAUGUGUGGCCCUCAAAACUUUGGGGGACGCACGGACUGUUCCCCGGAAUGAGUACAUGAAUAUUUUUCGUCACCUCAUGAGGAUUGUAGGUCCACAGAAAGUUUUGGAACUUGUAAUAGGACACCUAAGGCACAAAAAUUCCAGAGUCAGAGAAGAUGUCAUCAACAUCAUCACAGCUGCUAUGCUCACACACCCCAGAAAAGACUUCAAUAUCCCCAAUCUGUGUUCUGUAGUGGCUCCUUAUCUUGCAGACAAUAAAAAGAGGGUCCGACAUGCUGCUCUGGAGCUCUUUGCUGUUUUUGACUGCUGUCUUGACACAGGAAAAAAACAGCCACUCAUGAAGGCCAUUGACAGGUUGGACUUCACUGGAGAUGUGGAGGGACUUAUGGCUGCAGUACAGGCACGAAGAGCCAGACAUAUUCUCCCCCGAUUGUCUGCAGAUGGUAUGGUGGAAUACGCACUGGUCAUCCCCAAGCCUGGUCAACGGCAAAUGCCUCAGUUUGGCUCUGGAGCUGACCUGAACUGGGUUAUUAAUGGAGGGAAAGUUAACAGUCCACAGAGCCACCACACAGAACCAGAUUCGGAUCGACUGAGUGGCUACAGCAGCUUUGGUUCUCUUACAGAUGACCUCCAGUCACACAAGAGAGUAGUUAGUGCUAGGAAGGCAAAAAACAAGCUACCCUGGGAGAGGUCUUGCCUCCCAUGUUUAGUAAACAAGCAGCCUUGCAGUGCAUCAAAUACAAAGUUAUCUGAUAAGUUUAGUGUGGAAGAUCUCACUACCUCCUUGAGGCUGAAUCAGGAAAACUGUGGCACAAACUCUGGUUCAGUAGAGCCUUUCCAGCCCGAUGCUCCAGGAUGGAAAAGAGAGACAGUGGGUAGACUUUGUCGAAGCGGUAGCCUUGGCGCGGACCCAGAUAUUUUAAAAGCAGCUAACCUCAGUGAUUCUGACAGAGGUUUGCCCAAAGCCAACCGCUUGCUGUCUGGUAACCCCAGUGUAGAGCGCACCUUUUCAGUUCCUUCCAAUCCACCCCCCCCCGGGUCUUUUCUGCUGCCCUCCUACCCUCUGGCCACUCUUCCGGGAGUGCAGCUGACUCCCACCCUGCCUCGUAGAUGCCAUGCAAACUCCUCACUGUCCAUGUCCAAUACAUGGCCCAACAAGCGAGAUACGAUCCCUCGUCACAGGGACCCCAGCUCAUGGGCGGACGAAACAGGUGAAGUUGGAUCCAACAGGUGUUCCCCACUGCCUGCGUGUACUUUGUGGGCGAGCACCAUCUCAUCACCAUCUCAUCAUCCACCCACCUCCCCAGUCAUACGGCAAUCCUCGCAGGAUACCUUGCAGCAAGAGCUGCCUGGUAGGAAUUCCCACCAAGAUGAGGAGCCAGUGGACAGGGAGGAGAUGAUGAACUCCCUUCGCUGCUUGCGUAAUCAUGCGGCUAAGAAGCGAGCCAAGGUAAGCGCGAGUGGCUCUGACCCAGAACCCGACAGCCCGGACUCUGCUGUGAAGCUGGAGCCGAGUACAGACUCCCCCUCUCACACCUCACCAUCUUUGACCAGCCCUCUGAGCGAGAGCAGCCUGUCCAGCCUCUAUUCACCCCCAACUUCCACCAUCACCAAUGGCACCAAGAUCAGCCCUAGGGACUCAGCAGCAAAAACUAUUGCUAGAGUACCAUCAGGAAGACAGAAAACUUCUUCCUCCAUGGAAGCAGGUGCUCAAGAUGUCCAACAGCAAGAAAAGGUUCUUUCUGAUUUGAGCGUAAACGUAGUAGGUCAGAGAGUAGCAUACUGUAAUGGACCAGCAGAGAAAGCAAUGUCGCCUCCACAAACCAGGCCUGCUGGUCGAGAGCCUCUCCGUGCCCUCAGGCCUGUCAAAGGAUCUCAAAUGCAUAGCAUCAGGGCUUCCCCUGCUGGUGACGUGUCGGAGGGAGUAGUUGGCAGAGGAGUUUUUGGCUUCACUGGUGCUCCCUGCUACCCUGGAGUGACUCUGUCCCCAGAACAGGAGGAGUUGGUAAGAAAAUCCCCCAGGGAGCCACUGAUUGGGGUGUAUGGCCAUGCUGUUUCAGCUGGCCAUAUGGAUUCGGAAGAAAGCACUGAGCCAGAAAAAGCAGCGGAGAGGGUAAAGCUGUCUAGGUUUGCAAGGGAUAAGAUGCAUCAACAUCGUCUGGAGCAGCAAGAAGUUCCGCCUAUACAGGGGGAGUGGCAGAACAUGCAACGAUUGAAGCAGAACUUUAGACACGUUGCAUGUGACGUGGGCUCAGACGACACGGCAUCUCUGAAAGAUUUGCAGCGCAACGGUAGUGUUCUAGCAUCCACGAAGGCUGAACUCCUGGAUGAUUUGCCCUCGAGCCCCAACAGCACACACGCACCCAGAAGCCUGGUCAAAGGUUUGAGUCCCCCCAUUCAUCCCAGCCCUCCCACGGCUCCUUCCAGACGCAUGCUGCCACGACGCCAACAAGCCCCCAGUCUGAACAGAGCAUGUCCACCCCUUUCAAACUGCUCUGAUGAACUCACACCAGGAACCCCCAGGAAGAAUCCCCAUGAGCAGCUGGUUUUGCGGCCGUUCUCUAAACCGGACCUUGCUUUCACUCAGAGCUUCAAACUGCUUAGCUCUGAUGACUGGGAGAAGAAGAUUGAUGGCCUGAUACUCAUGCGUAGUUUAGCACGGUAUCACUCUGAUGUGCUUAGUAGUAGGCUUCAUGAUGUCUGCCUUGUUCUUAAUCAAGAGGUUCAGAACUUACGCUCUGGAGUGUCGCGCGUGGCGCUGGUGACCUUGGGAGAGUUGUACUCUGGCCUGCAGAAAGGUAUGGACCAGGAGGUGGAAGCUACUGCCAAGGUCCUCCUCCACAAAGCAGGAGAGUCCAAUGCUUUUAUUAGGCAGGAUGUGGACACAGCCCUGGACUGCAUGGUGCAGAACUGCACCCCCACCCGAAGCAUGAACGCUCUUCUCGCUGGAGGACUCAGUCAUUUGAAUGCUGCAGUAAGAAAGUGCACUUCUCAGCAUUUGGCUACUUUGAUAGAAAAGAUUGGCGCUGACCGCUUAUUGUCUGGGACAAAAGGUGUGACUAAUCGAAUUCUACCUGCAGUCUCCAAAUUGGCGCAAGACUCUUCCCAAGAAACCAGGUACUUUGGUCGCCGCAUGCUACUGUUCCUGUCGUCUCAUCACGACUUUGAUAAGAUGGUGGAAAAGUACAUCCCUACCAAAGACCUGGCCACCAUCAGGGCCACUGUCCUCACUCUGAAAUCCAAGGUCCCGGGUGAGAAGCCUCAGGAUACCCCUUCAGCUCGAGGCAGGCACUAUAUCCCUUGCGGUGGAAUGAGGUAUGCCUCCUCUCUAAACCGUCAACCUCAGAUUGUCAGCAGCAAAGAUGCCAGCAAAGCACAGGUCCACAGCAUUGCAGACAAGACCAAGUACAUCAAACAGCUUAAAUACACAGACAGGACAAGGUCCAGGUGUGUGCAAGCGUGGCCACAAGUGAGGAUCCUCCCAACUGUACGUGGCGGGCCAAACCACAUGACUCGCGGGAGAUGAGCGUUCUGUGACACUUAUUGCCAAGGUUCUAUUUAAACAGACUGUGAGCACACAAGGGGUCACUGACUUAUGGCAUGAAGCUGAACUCAGAAUCAGAACAGAAUGACCUCAGCAGCACUCUAGGAAGCCAAUCUGAUAUAUUCAACACUUGCUGUCUGCAGAGAUGCUGAGAAGUGCUUUGCCAAUUCUGUUUGAUGUGUUAUGAGUUAUGCUUAGAGUUAUGAUGCCCACAAGCUGCUGUCAUUUGAGGUGCAUUAGUGCUGGAGGACAGGUGGAGUUUAGCAAGUAAAUAUGGUUGUAGCCAUAUUAU